AGCCUCGUCCCCUCGGGGAGCUUGGAGAUGGCGGCUUCCCGGGACGCUUCGCGGGAGCCGGCGGCCUCGGAACCGCCGGCGGAGCUGCCUGCCUCGGUGCGGGCGAGCAUUGAGCGGAAGCGGCAGCGGGCGCUGAUGCUGCGCCAGGCCCGGCUGGCGGCCCGGCCCUAUCCGGCGACAGCGGCGGCGGCGGCUACCGGAGGUGUGGCUAAUGUAAAAGCAGCCCCAAGGAUCAUUGACACAGGAGGAGGCUUCAUUUUGGAAGAGGAAGAAGAAGAACAACGUAUAACUGGAAAAGUUGUCCAUCAACCAGGACCUGUUAUGGAAUUUGAUUAUGCAAUAUGUGAAGAGUGUGGUAAAGAAUUUAUGGAUUCUUACCUUAUGACCCACUUUGAUCUGGCAACUUGUGAUAACUGCAGAGAUGCUGAUGAUAAACACAAGCUCAUAACAAAAACAGAAGCCAAACAAGAGUACCUUCUGAAAGACUGUGAUUUAGAGAAAAGAGAGCCGGCUCUUAAAUUUAUUGUGAAGAAGAAUCCUCAUCAUUCACAAUGGGGUGAUAUGAAACUCUACUUAAAAUUACAGAUUGUGAAGAGGUCUCUUGAAGUUUGGGGUAGUCAGGAAGCAUUAGAAGAAGCAAAGGAAGCUCGACAGGAAAACCGAGAGAAAAUGAAACAGAAGAAGUUUGAUAAGAAAGUAAAAGAAUUACGGCGAGCGAUAAGAAGCAGCGUGUGGAAAAGGGAGACCGUUGCUCAUCAGCAUGAGUAUGGACCAGAGGAAAACCUAGAGGAGGACGUGUAUCGGAAGACUUGUACUGUGUGUGGCCAUGAGCUGACCUAUGAGAAGAUGUGACUUAAGUUAUUCACAGAUGAAUGGGACACUUGUGUAAAUAACGCUUCCGGAAGAAAUAUAUAUGUUACAGCUUCA
Lontra canadensis (Northern American river otter) is the source of this 927-nucleotide messenger RNA. RefSeq names its product XPA, DNA damage recognition and repair factor (gene XPA). Bases 28 to 852 code for a protein of 274 amino acids. The transcript is spliced from 6 exons. Gene Ontology annotation, molecular function: damaged DNA binding. Gene Ontology annotation, cellular component: nucleotide-excision repair factor 1 complex. NCBI's taxonomy places the organism in Eukaryota, Metazoa, Chordata, Mammalia, Carnivora, Mustelidae. The record is from RefSeq and is a predicted model, not a curated record. Gene Ontology annotation, biological process: nucleotide-excision repair involved in interstrand cross-link repair; base-excision repair; UV-damage excision repair.